This is a messenger RNA of Dendrobium catenatum, 3077 nucleotides long. RefSeq names its product heat shock 70 kDa protein 14. Gene Ontology annotation, biological process: protein folding. Gene Ontology annotation, molecular function: ATP-dependent protein folding chaperone; ATP binding. The record is from RefSeq and is a predicted model, not a curated record. Lineage: Eukaryota; Viridiplantae; Streptophyta; Magnoliopsida; Asparagales; Orchidaceae. Gene Ontology annotation, cellular component: nucleus; cytosol. Bases 204 to 2729 code for a protein of 841 amino acids. The transcript is spliced from 10 exons.
GUUUCGAUUCGAGGAUUCUAGAAAGGCCAUUUCUUUUCUAUAUAUCUCCUUUACUCGCGUCUUCUUCCCCUCUAAGCUGCAAUUGUAGAGCAAAAACCUUUCAAUCGACGCCUGAUCGAUCAAAACCCUCUUGCCGGCGGCCUCAAAGAGCUCCUCCCAGAUAAAUAUUUUUGGUCGGGAUCAGUUUAGAUUAUCGGUCGAAGAUGAGCGUGGUAGGUUUUGACCUCGGUAAUGAGAGCUGCAUUGUUGCGGUAGCCCGGCAGCGGGGAAUUGAUGUCGUUCUGAAUGAUGAAUCCAAGCGUGAAACUCCUGCCAUUGUUUGCUUUGGGGAGAAGCAACGCUUCAUCGGCACGGCUGGAGCUGCUACUUCCACCAUGAACCCUAAGAACGCCAUCUCUCAAAUAAAGCGUUUGAUUGGCCGGAAAUUUUCAGAUCCGGAGCUGCAGCUCGAUAUCCAUGCCUUUCCUUUUGCUGUCUCUGAAGGACCGGAUGGGUUUCCGCUUAUCCAUGCCAGGUACCUUGGUGAACUGAAGGCCUUCACGCCCACGCAGGUCCUUGCCAUGGUUCUCUCAAAUCUGAAAGGCAUUGCUGAGAAGAAUCUCAAUGCUGCAGUUGUCGACUGUUGCAUUGGGGUUCCUGUGUAUUUCACUGAUCUGCAGAGAAGAGCUGUGAUUGAUGCUGCCACGAUCUCGGGUUUGCAUCCUCUCCGUUUGCUCCAUGAGACAACGGCAACCGCUUUAGCUUAUGGGAUUUAUAAGACUGAUUUGCCGGAGAAUGAUCAGCUUAAUGUGGCAUUUAUUGAUGUUGGUCAUGCAAGUAUGCAGGUCUGUAUUGCUGGAUUCAAAAAGGGGCAGCUGAAGAUAUUGGCACACACAUAUGAUCGAUCUCUGGGUGGUAGAGAUUUUGAUGAUGUCCUAUUCAACUACUUUGCAGUCAAGUUCAAGGAUGAAUACAAGAUUGAUGUUUAUCAGAAUGCUCGUGCAUGCAUUAGGCUCCGUGCAGCGUGUGAGAAGCUGAAGAAAAUGCUGAGUGCAAACCCUGAGGCGCCAUUGAAUAUUGAAUGCUUGAUGGAUGAGAAGGAUGUGAGGGGUUUUAUUAAAAGAGAAGAGUUUGAGCAGAUUAGUGUUUUGAUACUAGAGCGUGUUAAAAGACCCCUUGUGAAUGCUCUUCAGGAGGCUGGUUUGACAGUGGAGAACAUUCAUUCUGUUGAAGUUGUUGGAUCGGGAUCUCGUGUUCCAGCUAUUAUUAGAAUUUUGACUGAUUUCUUUGGUAAGGAGCCAAAACGGACAAUGAAUGCAAGUGAGUGUGUUGCUCGUGGCUGUGCCCUUCAAUGUGCAAUUUUGAGCCCUACCUUUAAAGUUCGAGAGUUUCAGGUACAUGAGAGUUUUCCCUUCACCAUUUCCCUGUCAUGGAAAGGGUCCAGUAAUGACUCGCAGAAUGAAGCAGCAGAUGCUCAACAAAGUGUAGUUGUUUUUCCUAAGGGGAACCAAAUCCCUAGUGUAAAGGCUCUUACCUUUUAUAGAUCCAAUACAUUCUCGGUUGAUGUCACAUAUGCUGAUGUCAAUGAUCCUUGUAUACCUACCAAAAUCAGCACAUAUACGAUUGGACCUUUCAAAACUACUAGCGGUGAAAGGGCAAAGUUAAAGGUUAAAGUUCGGUUGAAUCUGCAUGGGAUUGUCUCUAUUGAAUCUGCAACUUUGCUGGAGGAGGAAGAAGUAGAUGUUCCUGUGACAGUGGAGAAUGCAACUGGCAAAGAAGAUGCUAAAAUGGAUACAGAUGAAGCAAUUAACAAUGAUUUAGCUGGAACUGAUGCUAAUUUCCAAGAUGCUAAGAGCACAGCUUAUGAUGCUGGUGUGGAAAAUGACAAACAAGAGAGUGAAGAAAAACCUGUAAAGAUGGAUACAGAUACCAAGGCUGUUGCUUCUAAGAGGAAGGUGAAGAAAACCAAUGUUUUAGUUGCUGAGGUUGUUUAUGGUGCAAUGGCACCUACGGAUUUGCAGAAAGCUGUAGAGAAGGAGUUUGAAAUGGCCCUUCAAGAUAGAGUUAUGGAAGAAACUAAAGAUAGAAAGAAUGCUGUGGAGGCCUAUGUAUAUGACAUGCGAAACAAGGUUCAUGACAAAUAUCAUGAAUUUGUAACUGCAUCAGAAAGGGAGGAACUUAUCGCCAAGCUUCAGGAGGUUGAAGAUUGGCUUUAUGAAGACGGUGAAGACGAAACUAAGGGUGUUUAUAUUGCAAAACUUGAAGAAUUGAAAAAGCAAGGUGACCCCAUUGAACUGCGCCACAAGGAGUGGACAGAAAGAGGACCUGCUUUCGGCCAACUUGUUCAUUGCAUUAGUAGCUACAGAGAAGCAGCAUUGUCUAAAGAUCCUAAAUUUGAUCAUAUUGACAUUGCUGAGAAGCAGAAGGUAGUCAAUGAGUGCUCUGAAGCAGAAUCAUGGUUGAGGGACAAGCAACAGCAGCAGGAUGCCUUGCCGAAAUAUGCAAACCCUGCUUGCUUAUCUGCGGAUAUUAAGAGGAAAGCUGAGACACUGGACAGGUUUUGUAGGCCAAUUAUGACCAAGCCCAAACCAGCACCCGCGAAACCCCAGACCCCUCCUCAAAGUGAGGCGGAGCAGCAACCGCCACAGGAUGAUAAGGAAGAGGGUGGUGCUGAUCAUGAGUUUGAAGGAAACAAUCAGGCCUCAGCUUCUGCUGCGUCUGAGCCAAUGGAGACAGAACCUACCGCUUAGCCACCUGAAUCAAUUCUAUGUCAUGUUUCCCUGAAGGUUUUAUUCUUCUGUUUGAACUUUAUAGCCUUAAGUUUUAAAGAGUUUUGGUGGCUUGGGGGGGACAUACGCGGUAGGUUUUAUGUGUUCUUGGCACUUUAUAGCUUUCAGAUAUGUUUUUGGUCACGUCUUGAAUGUUAGCUUGGUCUUAGAGAUAAUGCUUCUUUGAUGGGGGAGCUUGUGCUUUUUCUAUUAUAUAUAAUUAUUUCAGUGGCCUGGUUCCAUGUUAGCUCUUGUGUCGCUGGGUGAGCUGUGAAUUUUUUGACAGAACUCAAAAAUUAAUAUAUAUGCUUGGAUUUAUAUUUCUAUUUA